GCCGGCCUCCCCCGAACCUCGACCAGCUCCCUCCAAGCCGGGCUCCAGAUACUAGGCUACGACCCAUGCUACCACACCAUCCCGCAUCUCCUCCCCAAUGCAUCUAUUCAAGGCCCCAUGUGGCUAAAAGCAAUAAACACGCGCGACAAAGCCGUGCGCCAAAAUAUCCUUGCGGAGAUCGUGUCUGGCUACUCCGCUAUCGUCGACGGACCAGGCUGCUUCUUCGUUGAAGACUGGGUGGAGAUGUAUCCGGAUGCAAAGUUCGUUCUGGGUAUGAGAAAGUCUCCCCAAGCCUGGCUUGACUCCGUAGUGGGCUCUAUAGGCAAAGCCUUCGACAAAGGACCCAUAUACUACCUCGUCUAUUUCGUCCCAGAGAUGCAUUUUGGUUUCAUUAUGAAUAACCUCUGGGACGCGCAAACGUUCGAGAAGUACGGAGUGCGUGUCCGGACCACGGAUUUUUAUCUCAAGCAUAACAAUGAGGUUAGAAGGAUCGUACCGAAAGAGCGGCUUUUGGAGUUCCAGGCGGCGGAUGGGUGGGCGCCCUUGUGCGAUUUUCUAGGAAAAGAGAGGCCUACUGGAGAUUUCCCGCAUGUUAAUGAUAGUAAGGCGGCGAAUCGGCUCAUGAGAAGUUUUGUGAUGAACGGACUAGGUGUUUGGACUGCGAUUGCGUUGGGUGUUUAUGGCGCUUACUGGGGGUUAUCGUCCUUAUUGUUGUAG
This is a messenger RNA of Mytilinidion resinicola, 717 nucleotides long. RefSeq lists its product as uncharacterized. The transcript has 2 exons. The record is from RefSeq and is a predicted model, not a curated record. Lineage: Eukaryota; Fungi; Ascomycota; Dothideomycetes; Mytilinidiales; Mytilinidiaceae. The annotation marks the transcript as partial.